Molecule: messenger RNA, 282 nt
Organism: Ornithodoros turicata
Lineage: Eukaryota; Metazoa; Arthropoda; Arachnida; Ixodida; Argasidae
Product: histone H2A-like
Exons: 2
Coding region: 1-282 (93 amino acids)
Biological process (GO): heterochromatin formation
Cellular component (GO): chromatin; nucleosome
Molecular function (GO): structural constituent of chromatin; protein heterodimerization activity; DNA binding
Source: RefSeq, a predicted model, not a curated record
AUGGCAGGUGGUGGAAAAAGUGGCAAGACCAAGGGAAAGAGGAAGUCUUCGUCCGCACAACACGGGUGGUGGAAAAAGUGGCAAGGCCAAGGAAAAGAGGACAUCUUCGUCCGCACAACAGGGGUCCAGUUCGCCAUCGGUCGUAUCCAUCGUCUCCUGAGGAAGGGCAACUACACCGAACGCGUUGGGUACAGAGCCCUGGUUUACCUGGCAGCAGUGCUCGAGGUGCCGCGCAACGCCGCCCGCAACAGCAAGACGAGGAUCAUUCCCCGUCACUUAUAG